GUUUAAUCUACAUUAAAAAUCAUUGUGUCGAGUAGUUGUGAUCAGAACAUAAUUCUUUAAAUAAUUUAUCCAUAUGAUGUAUUCAUGAUUCGGACAAUUCGAUUCAAAUGUUAACUACAUCUAUGGCCCUUUUUAUUAUUGAAUUUUCACCAACUUUCCAUUAGCUGAGUUGCUUAUCUAAUGAAUUAAUUAAGCCCUACUCUUAUUGAUAGCGGAUUGUUGGUAACUACUUUCUAGCAUUUCUUAACUUUGUUUUAUAAGUAUGUAUAUCCAUCUUUAUUUAUGAGUAGUGGUGUUUAGUUGUGAUGUUUUGUAACACACUGUUUAUAUGGUAUAUAGGGCUUAAAAGGCAGAGGGCAUAAAGAAGUGUGCAAAGAUGUUUACUUGCAUAAACUGUACAAAAAUGGUAGACAGAGAUGAAGAAGAUGAAGAUGUAGCCCGUGGGAGCACUACUCCCAACACUAAAGAAGCUGUUAAAAGCCUAACUACACAGAUCAAAGAUAUGGCGUCAAAAUUUUCUGGUGCUUCUAAACAAUCCAAGCCACCCUCCGGCUCCUCAAGCAGCAGCUUGGGGAAAGAGCAGAGAAAGUAUCCGGAUCUCGACACUGCAUCUGAUAGUGUUCCAUACCCUUAUAUGGGUGGUGGAAGCACUAGUUCCACUCCUGCUUGGGACGUCCUAAGCUCCCCUCACCAUCAAGUUGAACGAGCAGAUUCAAGAUUCACAUCAGUGUAUGGCGGUGAACGCGAAUCAGUCUCUGCUCAGUCGUGUGAUGUGGUACUAGAGGAUGACGAGCCAAAAGAGUGGGUGGCUCAAGUAGAGCCUGGUGUUCACAUUACAUUCGUCUCACUUCCUAGUGGAGGAAAUGAUCUUAAACGGAUACGUUUCAGCCGGGAGGUGUUUGACAAGUGGCAAGCUCAGAGGUGGUGGGGUGAGAACUAUGACAGAAUAGUUGAGCUUUACAAUGUUCAGAGAUUUAACCGGCAAGCUCUUCAAACCCCUGGUAGAUCUGAAGACCAGUCGCAGAGAGAUUCAACUUACACAAGAAUAGAAUCAGCAAGAGAAAGCAGAGACUGGACUCCAAGGAACAACUACAGGCCUCCAGGUGGUAGCAGCAUCCCACAUCAGUUUUACGGAGCUUCAAUGGACGCAGCACGAGACGAACCGCCUUCCCUCAGUAACGCUAGUGAGAUGCAAGCAGAGUGGGUUGAAGAGGACGAGCCUGGGGUUUAUAUUACCAUCAGACAGUUACCAGACGGAACCAGAGAGUUACGCCGUGUCAGAUUCAGUCGGGAACGGUUUGGGGAAGUGCAUGCUAAGACAUGGUGGGAGCAGAACAGAGACAGGAUACAAACACAAUAUCUCUAACUAAGUGAAGGAAAAAGAGAGACCACUUUUAAUCUUCUUUAACACAG
Messenger RNA from Brassica napus (rape), 1413 nucleotides. Its product is annotated as protein Brevis radix-like 1. The transcript has 5 exons. Lineage: Eukaryota; Viridiplantae; Streptophyta; Magnoliopsida; Brassicales; Brassicaceae. The coding region runs from base 377 to 1366 and encodes 329 amino acids. The record is from RefSeq and is a predicted model, not a curated record.